AUGGGAGAAAACGUUGUCGACGAGCGUAGCCUGCUCCUUUCCCGGACUUCGUCCAUUGCCUCCAAGGAAGAGGAUGUCGCCUUCGAUAUCUGGCACGACCUUGGUGCGCUCAUCCGUCGGACGAUUCCCAUAUGUCUCUCCUUCGCUCUGCAAAACGCAGUACAAGCAAUCAGCGCCUUGAUAGUCGGCGGCAGUCUGGGCUCCUUCGAGUUGGGAGUCACAUCCUUCGGGUUCAUGUUCUUCUCCUGCACCGGCACUAUGAUCGCCAUCGGCGGCGCAACAGCACUGGAUACAUUAUGCGGUCAGGCGUUCACAUCCCACUCCGUCGCAGACAAUCCCAAGAUCCUCGGCCUCCUCUUGCAGCAGUGCUUGAUUGUAUUGCUUGCAAUCUUUGGCAUCUUCUUUGCGCCGAUCUGGGUGUUUUCGGGACACCUUUUCAUCGCCCUGGGUCAGCAGCCAGACUUUGCUUUUGCGAUAGGCAAGUUUCUGGUCCUCAUGUUGCCGUCCGGCGUGCUACAGAUUGUGGCCGAGUCGUUGAAGAAGUUUCUGCAGGUUCAGGGCGAAAGCAACAUUGUCGGAGUGUCUACUGCCGUGGCCAGCUGCUUCGGGGUUCUAGUCACCUUCGUGCUUGUUCGAUGGACGACGCUGCGUCUCUGGGGUGUGCCUUGUGCCUUCUGCAUCUACCAAUUUGUCACGGUUGUUGCCCUUCUUUGCAUCAUUUCCAGGAAGCCUGCCGUCAGAAAGACCUGGCGCGGGUCUGUUGUUGGCAUCGAGAAGGGGAUAUUGCGUUUGCUCUUUUAUGCCGUCACGGGGAUUUUUACUUGUGCCACAGAAUGGUGGAGCUUUGAGAUACUCGCAAUGAUGGCUGCAAGGUUGGACCCCAGCUCUAUUGGAGCCCAGAGUAUACUGAUGUCUUCCGACCUGCUGCUCACGACCGUCGCACUUGGGAUAAGUGUAGCCUCCAGCCACCGCAUCGCUGGCUUUCUCGGUGCCGGCAGGAGUCGUGAAGCGCGGAGAGCAGUGGCCACACCAUACCUCCUCUCAUUCAUCAUUGGGGCCAUCGAAUUCGUCGGGAUCAUGCUUGCCAGAAAGAGCUACGGUCGUAUUUUCACCGACGAUGAGGCCGUCAUCAAAAAGACGGCCCAGGUGCUCCCUCUGAUGGCCGGCUUCCAGGUCCUGGAUCUUUCCAACGGCGGCGCCAGCGGGAUCCUAAGAGGCGCGGGCAAGACUCAUUUGGCGGGCGUCUGCAAUUUCGUAGCGUAUUACGGCGUGGGCUUGACGACGGCGUGGUUCCUGUGCUUUCGCAAGCAGUACGGCGUCUUUGGCUUGUGGGCGGGCAUCAUCUCAGGGAGCGGCGCUCUUCUCGUCCUGCAGUCUUUUUGCAUUCUGACCAUUCGGUGGAAGCAGUUGGCUAGAGAUGUUUCUAGGUUACAUGCCUCAUCGGACUAG
Messenger RNA from Fonsecaea nubica, 1449 nucleotides. RefSeq lists its product as hypothetical. Lineage: Eukaryota; Fungi; Ascomycota; Eurotiomycetes; Chaetothyriales; Herpotrichiellaceae. Gene Ontology annotation, cellular component: membrane. The transcript has 3 exons. The record is from RefSeq and is a predicted model, not a curated record. Gene Ontology annotation, biological process: xenobiotic detoxification by transmembrane export across the plasma membrane. Gene Ontology annotation, molecular function: xenobiotic transmembrane transporter activity; antiporter activity. The coding region runs from base 1 to 1449 and encodes 482 amino acids.